GCCAACCGACGACGCAUACCCGGAUCCCGGCGUCCCGUGUACGCGCGUUGUGUCCGUUACCCUCCCACACACGACAUUCACACACGCUCUUUCACACAUACUCACACACACUCACACGCACACACACACACACACACACACACAUACACUCGCGCACAUACAACACACACACACACACACACACACAUACACGUACACAUACACACACAUAAAACCACACUUAAGCAUACGCACAAAACAUAUAAGCACACACACAACGUAAAUGAUACGCAUCUGCAUGACGUACGCUACACGAUAAUAUCAUACGUAUUAUGAAAUAUAUUAUAAUUAUGUUAUCGUAAAUAGCAGUUUUUCGUUGCUUUAAAAAAAAAAAAAAUUUUGUUUUUUUUUUUAUUCCAAAUUUAAAAAAAUCUUUUUUUUUUCUCCAUUCGAACCGCAACAGUGAGAUAAUAAAACAACGCCGUUGUAAAUUCGGCGAACGAUUUAAUAUAAUAUAGGCGUGCAUGUGCGCGUAACACAGUACGCGUAUUAUAUAGUAAAAUACCGUUCGCGAGCAUUAUCUAUUUCUCCCUCCUCUACGCCGCGUGUGCCGCCGUUAGCCCUCGCGGCGUCCGCAUCCGACUCUGACGCCGCGCGUACAUUCGCGGACGCCGGUGCAGUUCGUUUACGCGCCCGCUAUGAUAGUUGUGUGUAUCGCAUAAAUUGCACGUGCGAAUUUCGAUCGUCCGCGCCGCGGUCGGUGGUCUAAGUCAAGUGACGGACAGUUAACUCACCGGCAACGGACGUACAGUUGUUGUUAUUGUUGUUUUUUCCGUCGUAUUAUAAUUAUAAUAUUAUCGUACGAUAACGUGCGACGGACAUCGGUCGUCCUCGCAGUAAUCGCGAUCGUAGCCGCCGCCACCGGCACCGUCGCUGCCGCAGCCGUCGUCGUCGUUGUCGUCUCCGCAACCGGAGAAAAGAAGCCGCCACCGACGUCUCGUCCUACGAGUACUCCAUACUCGCUUAGGUAAAAACCAUUACGGUCCGUGUAAUGGGUGCCCCGGAAGACCGAGGCCGCCAUGUUUGUCAGAUGGCGGACGUUGUGCGCGGCACCACUCAGCACGGUGCGGUACGGCGCCUGGUGCGGUAUGCGACGUGUGUGGCUCGGCAAGCGCGGUCCGCGAUCGGCAGCGGCUGUGGCUGCUGCGACAGCUGAGGUGGCGGCGGCGUCGUUGAUAAGGCGCCGGUGGCGGCCAGCACCAUGGUGGUGUCGCCCGCAGGAUGAAGAAGCAAAACGUCCGCACAUUAUCGUUGAUCGUUUGUACGUUCACCUAUCUGCUCAUCGGCGCCGCCGUGUUCGACGCCCUGGAGUCCGAGACGGAGAUACGUCGGAAACAAGCGCUGGACUCCAUAGAAGGGAUAAUUCUCAAAAAGUACAACAUAUCCACAGACGACUAUCGACUGAUCGAGACGAUUGUACUGAAGUCAGAACCGCACAAGGCCGGACAACAGUGGAAGUUUGCCGGAGCGUUUUACUUCGCUACUACGGUACUCACGACUAUCGGUUACGGGCACUCGACACCGAACACGAAAUCCGGCAAGUUGUUCACUAUGUUCUACGCAAUGGUAGGCAUACCGCUGGGCCUAGUCAUGUUCCAGAGCAUCGGCGAGCAGCUGAACAAAUUCUCGUCCGUGGUGAUCAGACAGGCGAAGCGGGCACUUGGCUGCAAGCGUACGGAAGCUACCGAGAUCAAUCUCAUAUUCGUCGUGUCCUUUCUGUCGAGCUUGACGAUUGCGGGUGGUGCAACGGCAUUCUCCACGUACGAGGGAUGGACGUACUUUGACUCGGUCUACUAUUGCUUCGUCACGCUCACCACUAUAGGGUUCGGCGAUAUGGUGGCCUUGCAGAAGAACAACACGUUGAACGACAAACUCGAGUACGUGGCGUUUACGUUGAUAUUCAUUCUGUUCGGCCUGGCAGUAGUGGCAGCGUCGCUCGACCUAUUGGUGCUCAGAUUUGUCACUAUGAACACCGAGGACGAGAGAAGAGAUGAGGCUGAGGCGUUACAAGCCGCCCAAGGAGCCGUCCGGCUGGAAGGAGACGUGAUCACCUCGCACGGGUCCGUGUCCAGCCUGCCGAUGGGAAGCGCGUUGGUGCUGGGCGCGUCGGGCCGGGGCAGAGGGUCGUCUUCGCCCGCCGAUAACGCGUCCGUGUGCACUUGCACGUGCACGCGGUCAAGGAGCCGGAACGACGGAUACCGGUCGGGCGAUUCGCCGCCGUACGCGUCGGGCUCCGUCUACGGCGGCGGUGUCGUCACCGGGCGGGGCGUCGGCAGCGGCGGCGACCGGGACGACGGUGACGACGGGUGCAGCGGCGACGACGACGACGACGAGGACGACGACGGGUGCGAGCCGCAGGACAUACAGCUGGACACAUUCUACGACGGUCGUGCGGCGGCUUCCACGUCGGCCGAUCCGUACAGCUGUCGACAGCGCGUCGUUCAAACGCAACAGCAACAGCAACAGCAACUGCAGAACGAACACAGAUCGUCCAUUUGACGUAUGUUCGCCAGUGGCGGAGGUGUUG
Messenger RNA from Rhopalosiphum maidis (corn leaf aphid), 2566 nucleotides. Its product is annotated as two pore potassium channel protein sup-9-like. Gene Ontology annotation, cellular component: membrane. The transcript is spliced from 6 exons. The record is from RefSeq and is a predicted model, not a curated record. Gene Ontology annotation, molecular function: potassium ion leak channel activity. The coding region runs from base 1261 to 2538 and encodes 425 amino acids. Lineage: Eukaryota; Metazoa; Arthropoda; Insecta; Hemiptera; Aphididae. Gene Ontology annotation, biological process: stabilization of membrane potential; potassium ion transmembrane transport.